Molecule: messenger RNA, 306 nt
Organism: Rangifer tarandus platyrhynchus (Svalbard reindeer)
Lineage: Eukaryota; Metazoa; Chordata; Mammalia; Artiodactyla; Cervidae
Source: the annotation of a GenBank genome assembly
AUGGAGGGUACUUUGCAGUAUGAACCACAAACCCUGGCCUGGAACCUGACCACUCUGGUCUCCACCAGAGAACACUGCUGUGUGACCGCUGUUGGGCAAAGAGCAUUUGGUGGCAGAGGCAUUAACUUCAGUGACUCCUCGGUAGGCCUUCCCCAGUUCAUCCAGACUGGCUUCUUUCACAAGCAGGGCUACCUGCACUUGUCGCCACCCUCCCUCGCGGCCCUUCUUUCCCAGCCGCGCCCUCCACUUCCUUCAGGUUGUGAAGUAGCUGUGGCUCGCUUGCCCUCUCGUGCCCUGUCACAAUAG